Molecule: messenger RNA, 1670 nt
Organism: Cajanus cajan (pigeon pea)
Lineage: Eukaryota; Viridiplantae; Streptophyta; Magnoliopsida; Fabales; Fabaceae
Product: lysM domain receptor-like kinase 3
Biological process (GO): protein phosphorylation
Molecular function (GO): ATP binding; protein kinase activity
Source: RefSeq, a predicted model, not a curated record
AUGAGAUCCGACAAUCUUCGAUUCUAGAGACAGAAUCUGUCCCUUCGAUGUGCAAAUCGAAACGGAGCACAAGCGCCGUACAACCCAGAACACGAAGAAACACAAGCAUGACUGAUGAGUCUCCGCGACCUACCAGAACACGAACACUAACACUAACAUCGUCAUCGUCGAACUACGAAACGACGACGAGCGACGUGGCAAUCACGGAAUCAAGAAGCUACGUAUACGAGGAGAAGAACAGCAGAGAGAAAGAGUGGUCAAACGCAUCCUCCAUCUCCAGCCACGCCUCUCUCUCAAGCCUCAAAGACACGCUCCCCGAAAACCCUAACAUCUACCCCUUCUCCGAGAUCUCCGCCGCCACCGCCAAAUUCUCCAAUCCCCGCCUCUCCUCCUCCGCCUGGCGCUGCUCCCUCCGCGCCCGCGACGUCGUCGUCUUCCGUCGCACCUUCCGCCGCCCCAUCGACCUCCCGGAGCUCCGCCACCGCCUCGCCCUCAUCUGCCGGAGCCACCACAGCAGCCUCGUCAAGCUCCUCGGCGCCUCCGUCUCCGGCUCCGCCAUCUUCCUCGUCUACGAAUUCGUCCCCGGCGCCAGCCUCGCCGACUGCCUCCGCAACCGCCGGAACCCUAGCUUCACCGACCUCAACACGUGGUCCUCGCGCAUGCAGAUCGCCUCCGACGUCGCGCACGGCCUCGACUACAUCCACAAUUUCUCCGGUUCCGGUUCGGAUUCCGGUUCCGAUUUCGGUUUCGUUCACAACCACAUCAAGAGCUCGAGCAUUCUCAUAACGGAGGAGAAUUUGCGCGCCAAAAUCUGCCACUUCGGCGCGUCGGAUCUCUGCGGUGAGGCCUCCGGUGGCCGGACGGCGAGGCUGGAGGGGACGAGAGGGUACAUGGCGCCGGAGUUUCAGGUCUCCGGCGUCGCGACGAAGAAGAGCGACGUGUACGCUUUCGGAGUGGUGGUGUUGGAGCUGCUGAGCGGGGAGGAGGCGUUGAAAUUCGAAUUCCACGACGACGGUAGUUACCGGAGGACGAGCGUAGUGGAGACGGCGCGGGCGGCGGUGACGGAGAGCGGCGGCGUGAGGAAGUGGGUGGAUAAGAGGCUGAGGGAUUCGUUUCCCGUGGGCGUUGCCGAGAGAAUGAUUCGGGUCGGGUUGGAGUGUGUAGGAAACGACCCGAACGAAAGACCGGAUAUGGGUUGGGUUUCGAUUGAGGUGUCGAAGUUGUACUUGGAAUCGAAGGAGUGGGAUGAGAAAAUGGGAAAUAAUAUUGAUUUGUCGGUCUCGUUGGCCCCACGGUGACUCUUUUUGGGUUUAGGGUUUAGGAUUUUGCAUUCUUUUUACCUACAUUUACAUUUUUUUAUUGUAAAGAAAAACUGAUUGUGGCAAGAGUGUGAUGUAUAUACUUUGUAUAUAAUUACGGAUUGUGUAAAAUGCAAAUGAAGGAAAUUUCAACCAAUUUUGGGUUUGAAUGGAAGGAUUCGUUGCUUUUGGAUGGAGUGCUGUUUGGGACACCACCAUAAACAUAAUAACGCAGAUUUGAAUAGAGAAAUUAAGGUAGCAAAGUAGUAUUUGAGUUCAACCUUGGGCGGUUCACAAUUAUUUAUGAGCAUGUCAGGGUGGCGUCAUCAAGUUUCAGUCAACACGAGUUAUCAGUUAUAGUUGCCAUUUUGA